UAUGCGGAGGAAAAAUUGAGGCAGAUUCCAGAAGUCACAAUCACGUCUAAUAAUAACAUCCAUGGGAAAAAAGUGUGCAUAGAUAGAGUACCCGAAAGCUCAAGGUUGAGAGACUCAGGACUCAUAAUGCAGCCACCUGUCCAUGAGAAUCUGAAUCCCCAAAACAUUGGUCCAAGCCUUGUGCUUGAGUCAAGACCUAAAAGUUUUGGACCAGAUGCCUCUGUUUCCAUGUCGUCUAUGAAUUAUGCCCGAUCACUGUUCAGGGGUCCUGUCUUGAAUGCUUCCGGAGCUUCUUCUGCUGGGUCGGACUUGAUUAUCUCAUACUCCGAAAAUAUGAACUCUAAUGCUUCUUCUAUUCAUGGUAAGAGGGAAAAUCAAGAUGGGCAAUUGUCUCCCUUAUCCAAUAUGAAUAAGAGGUCAAGGCUUAUGCCAGUGGGUCCUGAUGGUAGUCAGCAGCAGCAUAUAGGGCCUUACGUAGACGGUUUCCAUGGAUCAGAUUCACACUGGAAAAAUGCACUGUUACAGCAGCAAUCAUUGGCAAGAGGAAUGCACUAUGCAAAUUCUGGCAUGCAAAAGUAUCCCCAGCAAAUGUUUGAAGGGAAUUUCAAUCAAGAGGCUGGGGCAAUGCCAUUUACUGUGGGGCAGCAAGCGAUCAGAUAUAGUUUAAAGGAAGAAUCGGUUGAGACAGAUAGAUUGGACAAGGCGGAGCUCAAUCGAAAUAAAAAUGAAAUGCACAUGCUGGAAUCAGAAGUAAACCAUAUGGACUCCCAGCAGUCACGAAUACAGCAAAGGUUGCCACAACAAUUUAUGAGAUCCGGUUUCCCUCAGAAUCCCUGGAAUAAUCUGGGUCAGCCUCUUGAUAAUAAUUCUAGAAAAGAGGACCAGUUCCAGAAAAGGAAAGUAGUGCAAAGUCCCCGGGUCUCUGGUGUGGGAUUACCUCAAUCUCCCUUGUCAUCAAAAUCUGGGGAAUUUUCUAGCGGUUCAAUUGGACCCCAAUUUGGAGCAGUUGCAGCAACUGCCAUAAUUGGAUCAUCCCAAAAGGAGAAGUCAGUAGUGACCUCAGUUCCUGCAGUUGGUGGCGCAACAUCUUUGACAUCCAGUGCGAAUGAUUCCAUGCAGCGGCAACAUCCGGCACAAAUUGCUGCGAAGCGGAGGUCGAACUCCCUCCCCAAGACCCCAGCGAUGAGUGGAGUUGCGUCUCCUGCUAGUGUAAGUAAUAGCAAUGUUCCAUUAAGUGCAAGCAGCCCUCCUGUUGGAACCCCACCUUUGGCUGAUUCAGCCAUGCUUGAGAGGUUCUCAAAAAUAGAAAUGGUGACUAUGAGGUUUCAACUUAAUUGCAAAAAGAAUAAGGUUGAUGAGUACACCAUCAGGAAACCUAAUACGUACCCUUCUCAAGAGCUGUUGCUUCAUCUCUCCGGUGAUUCCACUAGUGAGAAUUUUAAAGAUGAAACAUGCAAAAUGCCAUUGUCAAAGUCACUUGUAGGUGGCAGUAUGAAUGUUUGCAAGACUAGAGUCAUGAAUUUUAUGCAGAAAGAGCGCAUACUUCAAGGAAAUAGUUUUUCUAUUGUUCCUAAGGUACGGACUAGAAUGAUCAUGUCAGAGAAGCCAAAUGAUGGCAAUGUAGCAAUCCAUUAUGGAGAAAUAGAUGAUGCAGAUUACUUGGCUGUAGAGGAUUAUCUGCCUACAUUGCCCAAUACACACAUUGCAGACUUGCUUGCAGCACAGUUCUGUUCGCUGAUGACACGUGAAGGAUAUCUCAUGGAAGAUCAUGUCCAACUGAAAUCAAUCCGUGUGAAUCGUGCGCCAAGCAGUCAAUAUAAUGCUCCUGAAAUCCCCCCUAAUAACGCAGGAGUUGAGAUGCAACAGACAGAAGCAGUUUCAGGUCAACCACAGAAUGAAGUUGCAAAGCCAUCUAGCACUGGUAAUGCAUCUCUGAACUCGGCCCAGAAUAUACCAAGCACGAGGAUGCUUCCACCUGGAAAUGCUCAGGCCCUACAGAUCUCUCAAGGACUCUUGCCUGGGGUUUCAAUGACGUCUAGGCCUCAGCAAUCUGACCCACAUCCAUCUCAGCGGCAGCAGCAGCAACAGCAGCAACAGCAACAACAACAACAAAGUCAACACACAUUGAUGCAACAGCAGCAUCAGUUCCAGAGAUCAUCUCUAACGCUUGCAGCAAAUCCACUUUCACAAUUGAAUACGAUGGGGCAGAAUUCAAAUAUGCAGUUGGGUAAUCAUAUGGUUAACAAAUCUUCCCCUCUCCAACUUCAGCUAUUACAGCAGCAGCAGCAGCUGCAGCCACAACAGCAGCAACAGCAAUCACCAAUGCAGAGGAAAAUGAUGAUGGGCCUUGGAACUGUAGGUACGGGAAACAUUGGCAACAGCAUGGUUGGGCUUGGAGGCCUGGGCAAUGUCAUUGGCAUGGGCGGUGCAAGGGGCGUAGGAGGAACUGGAAUUUCGGCACCUAUGGGGCCUAUCUCAGGCGUGGGCAAUGUGGGUCAUAAUCCGAUGAAUCUGAGUCAAGCCACAAAUAUUAGCAAUGCAAUAAGCCAGCAACUCCGUUCUGGGGCGCUUACUCCGGCACAAGCACAAGCUGCUAUAAUGGCAACAAAACUUAGGAUGCAGCAGAAUAGAACAAACAUGUUGGGAGGGCCACAAUCAAGUAUUGGUGCGUUGUCGGGGGCUAGACAGAUGCAACCAGGCUCUACUGGUUUUUCAAUGCUGGGCUCCAGUCUGAAUCGAGCCAACAUAAAUCCAAUGCAGCGAACAGCAAUGGGGCCAAUGGGUCCACCAAAAUUGAUGACAGGGAUGAAUCUUUACAUGAACCAACAGCAGCAGCAGCAGCAGCAACAGUUGCAAUUACAGCAGCAGUUGCAACAACAGCAGCAGCAGCAGUUGCAACAACAGCAAUUGCAGCAGCAACAACAACAAUUGCAGCAACAGCAGCAACAACAGACAACAUCUCCACUUCAGGCUGUUGUUUCACCCUCUCAAGUGGGUUCGCCGUCAACUUUGGGAAUCCCACUGCAACAAAACCAACCAUCCCAACAGCAGCAGCAGCAGCAGGCUAGCCCACAGCAAAUGAAUCAGCGAACUUCAAUGAGCCCGCAACUGAGCUCUGGGGCUAUCCAUCCCAUGAGUGCUGGUAAUCCAGACGCUUGUCCGGCAAGCCCUCAGCUGAGCUCACAGACCCUUGGCUCAGUUGGUAGCAUCACCAAUUCUCCUAUGGAGUUGCAAGGUGCCAAUAAGGGUAACUCUGUUAGCAAUGCAUAG
This is a messenger RNA of Ilex paraguariensis (yerba mate), 3270 nucleotides long. NCBI's taxonomy places the organism in Eukaryota, Viridiplantae, Streptophyta, Magnoliopsida, Aquifoliales, Aquifoliaceae. The record is from the annotation of a GenBank genome assembly.